AUGGUUUACGUCGACCCGGAAUUCAACGUGCCUAGUAUCCCCGAGGACGAACGAUACGAGGGCAGGGAGGUAGAUCCUAAUGUACUUGCAGCACUACCCUCAGACAACCGUGUCAUAUGGUCCAAGACGCAUGGAGCCUCGUUCUGGGCCAUCAGCUGGAUAAUCGAGACCGAAGAUUUGAGAGGCAACGAUCAGUUGUACUUUGUGAAAGUCUAUACGACCCCUAAAGCUCGGGCGCAAGCAGAAGGAGAAUUCGAGUCGACACAGGCCCUUCAUACCGUGAUCCCAGAGAACGUGCCUCGACCUAUUGGCCGGGGCGUCCUGGCCCGCGACCCAAGCAGACACUUCUUCAUCGCCGAGUUUAAAGCCAUGAAGGAGGUCGUGCCACCACCCGAGAAAGAGUUGGCCUCCGUCAUCGCCAACCUGCACAACAACUCCAUCUCCCCGAAUGGCAAGUUCGGGUUCCAGGUGCCGACGUCCCAGUCAUUGCAGCUGGAGAACACCUGGUGUGACACAUGGGAAGACUUCUUCACCCGAGCCUUUCGCCACACGGUCGAACUCGAGCAGGAAAUCCAAGGGGCCAACGAAGAUAUACAACGGUUAGCAGAUGAGAUGUGCGCCAAAGUGAUCCCCAGACUGCUUCGACCGAUGGAGACCGGGGGACGGAAGCUUAAGCCCACCCUGCUGCAUGGGGACCUGUGGCAUGGAAAUGUUGGAGUGGACUCCAAGACCGACCAGGUGGUGCUGUACGAUUGCUGUGCUUUCUACGGCCAUCAUGAAUACGACCUCGGCAUGUUCCGCGCCGCGCGCUACCGCACGUCUCAAGCGCAUGUGGCGGCGUACAAAACGCUCGUCGACGUCUCCGAGCCGCAGGGAGAUUUCGACGACCGCAACGCCCUGUACGCGCUCCGCGUCGACCUCGAGGUCUCGUGCGGCUGGCCCAGCAACAAGCGGAUGAGGCAGCUUGCCGUGGACGAGAUGAGGAGGCUUGUCGAUAAGUACCCGGGAGGAUUCGAGGCGUGGGAAGAAGAGGAGCACGGGAAGGAGAAGAAGCAUUAG
This is a messenger RNA of Fonsecaea erecta, 1059 nucleotides long. RefSeq lists its product as hypothetical. Lineage: Eukaryota; Fungi; Ascomycota; Eurotiomycetes; Chaetothyriales; Herpotrichiellaceae. Bases 1 to 1059 code for a protein of 352 amino acids. The transcript is spliced from 4 exons. The record is from RefSeq and is a predicted model, not a curated record.